GGAGUCUCUGUCCAUGCCUUCUUCUUACGCUUGUCUCUUCGUACUAUUGGGCAUGAGGCGAUCAAGUGCUUCGCGCCAGUCGGCUAUGAGCAGUAGUACCGGUGAGAAGUGCUUCAUGAGUGAAAGAUCACCAAUAGUAUUACGUGAUCCUCUCUCAAUCAGAAACAUGCUGGACUUAUCAAAAACUCUCGUGAUUAAUAACAUAUUUUAAUUAUUUAAAUAAACAUCUCUAUUUUUUAAGUUUUUUUUGUGGCAUUUCUUUUAGAAUUCGUAAUAUAAGUGAUCAGUGUAAGUGAUCUUACGGGAUUUCCAAGAAUUUUUUUUUUUGAAAUGUUCAUAAAGGAUAGUUUUUCUACCAAGAAAUUUUGUAGCAAGAUUUAUGUGUUGUAAUGAUCUUGAAUAAUAAGUUUACAAUUGAACAAGAUCAGUGAAAAAAAACUUGUGAUCGUGCAGUUUUAUUUUAUUUUUUAAAGAAAACAAAACAGUGCAUUUAUGAUUGUAUUCGGAUUACCUAGAAUAAGACUCCUUCCAUUCUGGAUUACCAUAUAGCGGAAAAUUAACUCAACUCCGAAUAUGAUCAAUAUUUAUUCAAGUUAUUUAUAUUGUGAGAGCGACUUGUGUUGAACUUUCAGUCAAAAUCUUCCUUCAGCAACAAAUAAUCUGAUUCAGCAAUUGUGGUGAAGCAUCAAAAUGUUUACCAGAUUUGACGCCAACAAAUCAACGAAAGGUGCCUCAAAGCUCCGUAGGGAUCUCAUCAAUGCAGAGAUUGCCAACUUGCGGGAUCUCCUCCCAUUACCUCAGUCCACGAGACAAAGAUUGUCACAGUUGCAGCUUAUGGCAUUGGUCUGCGUGUAUGUCCGAAAAGCCAAUUAUUUUCAACAAGUGUUCAAGAGACACGAUGUUUCACAUCAUCAAGCACCGACGCCAAAUAUAGGAUUUUCAAAGGCUUUAUCUGGCUUUUUAAUGAUGUUAACACAGAAUGGUAAACUGCUGUAUAUAUCUGACAAUGCUGCAGAAUAUUUAGGACAUUCCAUGGAAGAUCUUCUCAUUCACGGCGAUUCUGUCUAUGACAUAAUCGAUAAGCAAGAUCAUGGAUCUAUUCAGGCCGAGUUGGGGCGCAGCGUGCCAGCGCAGCAGACUGGAUCUCAUCACCCAGCAUCGCCCUCGCAUCUCGAGGGUGAGCAACGUAUGUUCCUAUGUCGUAUGAAUGUUAGUCGCAAUGCCAGACGCCAAAUGCGAUUUGGCGACCAAAAGGUGGUUUUAGUUCAGGGCCAUUAUUUGUCUUUCCUGCCACUCUGCAGUCGCAAUGAGCCUGUCUUUUUGGCCACAUGCACACCUAUUGCCAUGCCAGAGACGCGAGAAUGUGUCGUUCAGGGAGCCACCAAUGUCUUCACCACCAUCCACUCUAUGGACAUGAAAAUUGUUCUCAUAGACAAGAAUGGUGAAUUCCAUUUAGGAUACAAUAGAUCGGAACUUCAGGGUAUAUCGUGGUAUCAUCUCCUUCACUGGGAUAGCACGAGAGAGGCACAGGCUAAGCAUAGACUAAUAACACAAUCUGAGCAAGAUCGCUCUGGAAUUCUUCUAGUGCAAAUGCAGAGACGAUCUGGAGACUUUAUAUGGGUUCAUUGUGUACUUCAAGUGCGCGAUGGACAAGAUUCUAAUCAGCAACCAGUCAUAGUUUGUACUAAUCAAGUUUUAAGCGAUCGUGAGGCUUCGGUGAUGCUGGCAAAUUCCUGGCUCUACCACUACUAUUCAGUUCAAUCGAAGAUUCAGUUUGGAUUGCCUUUCGAAGGACCGCCAAGGGUGCCUUCAACAACGCCAUACUACCAUCAUCCACCACCUACAAUUCAGCCCACCCUCACGCAUCACUCGUCACCACAUCAUGUGCCCUAUGGCUAUCAUUCGCCAAUUGGCGUUGGUCCCCAUCAAGGUUCACCUUCUAUCAUUAGCCAUCAUCACAAUGGUGCCCCACCGACUCAUCAUCAAACGCCCCCGGGACUACCGGGGGACUACUACAAGACCUACACCUACCACCGCUAUGAGAGUCAGCCUGUAGACUACAGCCAAGCCACCCCACCGGCUGAGAUCCGCUGCAGCAGUCGAGGUAGUGCCAGUCAUCGUUCAGGUACACCACCCAGUAAACGGAGAGCAAUUGGGCGCCUGGAACCACUAUAUAUUCCCGAUGAAGAAUCCCCCGAGAGUACAAUGAUGGAGCUUCAGGCUCAUGGAGGAGGUGUGGAGAAUGGGGUGAGUGGGCAGACAGUAAUUCUCAGUACUGUGGCCCCAAGACCUAGACUCUUUACGAAAGCUCCCCCUGUGGAUUCACCAGACUUCAUGGAGCAGUGGAAUCCCAGUCCGCCAUGGUCGGAGACGGCACAAAAAGUACCCGAUAUAGCCCAUCAGGAACUUAGUCCGUAUCUCACGACGACACCUCCAACACCCACGAGUGCCACAGCACCCCCACAUAGCCAUACCUUCAGCUUCGAUUGGGUGCCGGAGCAAUUUGUGCCAGUUGACUGUGGGAUUGCUGUCCCCGUACCUCUGGCUGUGCCACUGCAAAUUGCUCACUGGCCAGCUGAUCAUUCACACCUGAUGCCCAUGCAACCGCCUGAGCGUCGGGAAGAUGCUGACACAGGCACAGAUACCAGAAAACCUCGAAGAUCUACGUGAUGUUUCAUCAUCGUAAAAUAUUGGAAAAUAGUUUUCCGUCCAGUAAAAUGUGUCUUGUUGUAACAUAUCAACAGUCUUCCAAGGACUUAAAAAUUACGAAAAAAAAUAAGUUUAGAUAGCCUUUUUUAUAAAUAAAAAAAUGGAAACUGAUAAAACGGCUGGUUCGUGUGCAAUUAUCUAUUGCAAUAAUUUAUUUAUUACAUUCGCGUGUUAUUCUGUCGCUAAAAAGCAAAUGACUAUGUGCAAGAAAAAGUAGAAAAAAAAACAAUAAAAUUGUAUAUUUUGUACUGUUUUGUGGUUUCCAUGUUCCUAAAGACAUUUAAAUAAGUCUGCUUUAAAUAUAUUUUUUUGCAAAAGAAAAAAAAAACAUAAAAUAUAUGAAUGUUUGGCAAUAAGUUUUCUCAAGAAUAAUUUUUCUCUGCGGCAAUUCCACUUUAUUGUAAUAACGUGACAACAGUUAUCUUUAUAAUGAAAUUAUUUAUAGCAGUACUUGGAACAUGCUUUAUAUAAUGCAAAUUUUUGUACAUUGACAAUAAAAUAAUUUAUGAAAAAAACAAAAAAAAA
This is a messenger RNA of Phlebotomus papatasi, 3234 nucleotides long. It is a transcript of the gene dysf, whose product is annotated as PAS domain-containing protein cky-1. Gene Ontology annotation, molecular function: RNA polymerase II transcription regulatory region sequence-specific DNA binding; protein dimerization activity; DNA-binding transcription factor activity, RNA polymerase II-specific. Bases 691 to 2670 code for a protein of 659 amino acids. The record is from RefSeq and is a predicted model, not a curated record. Gene Ontology annotation, biological process: regulation of transcription by RNA polymerase II. The transcript is spliced from 11 exons. NCBI's taxonomy places the organism in Eukaryota, Metazoa, Arthropoda, Insecta, Diptera, Psychodidae.